UGUCGGCCCGCCAGAAUGGCCCAUCUUGGGCUACCGAUCCGCCAUUCGUCCUAUCCUUAACUCUCAUGGCCUCACUUCCAGCGUUGACAGACAUCCAAGCCUCCUCUUCCAGCUCGCAAUCGCCACUGGCAAACACCUUGGGGAUCCUCUUCGAGCACUCACCUAUCCUUGUCAACACGCUCGAACCACAGCUCAACGCCGUGCUGAAAUCAUCGCCUGUUCUCGACUCGUAUGCCCAGUUGAUUGAUGUUGCAUUGGCUGAACUUGCGAAGUGGGAUGCCGGGGCCCAGUCCGAGUUUAUUUCUGGACACCCUCGAAUCGGAGAGAGCGCGAACCUCUCGAAGCUAAGCGCGAAUGAACAGGGCGCACAAGGUGCAAUCCCGACACCCCCAGAAGUCCUUGCUCGCCUCGAACAUCUAAAUGCGCUGUACGAGGUCAAAUAUCCCGGCCUGCGCUAUAUCACGUUCGUGAAUGGGCGAAGUCGCGCGACGAUUGCUGAGGAGAUGGAAGGUGCAUUGAAGGUUCCCCAUUCCUUAUCACCUGAUGAACCACGACGAGACAGCAUCAUACCUGUCGAGGCCGGAGGGAAGGAAUGGAAGACUGAGUUGGACAGAGCCGUGUACGAUGUCGGACGCAUUGCGAAGAGUAGGUUGGGAAAGCUGGGAGUACAUUGAU
Cyclocybe aegerita is the source of this 675-nucleotide messenger RNA. The record is from the annotation of a GenBank genome assembly. NCBI's taxonomy places the organism in Eukaryota, Fungi, Basidiomycota, Agaricomycetes, Agaricales, Hemipholiotaceae.